AUGGAGCUUGCUGGCGCCUUGACGGCGGCAAAGACACCGCUUGCGCGGGCAAUUUUUCUCAUGAUGUCCGCCAUACAUGGCGGUGACGCCGGGGACAAGAAGACGUGGUCGUGCUGCUACGCCAAUCGGUCGACGGCGGCGUCGCCCAGCGCGACCGAGGGAUGGCGGACGCUGCAGAAGGAAGACGGAGGCGCCACGCCGGUGGUGGAGAUGCACUAUCGCCUGGGCGAUACAGGUGACAGCAUGGUAAAGGUAAAGUGGGUUCCUAUGGACGACACCCAUUUGGUGCUAAUUCUGCAGAACCAAAACGACCCCGCCGUUUCGCGACUGCCAGUGAGCGUUUCAUUCUGCACUGAGGAUGAGCCGCUUGCGUCUGGUUUGUGCGGGACGACGCAGUGGACGGCGGAAACAGCACAGGCAGCCGUCGCACGGCUUCGGCCAGCACUAUUCGACUAUAUCACUCGACAGCAAGAUCGUUCCUGCCUCAGCAACAACAACACCGGUGGCGGUGGCGGCAGCGGCGGCGGCGGCGAAAACGGGACGACACUUUCGACGGCUGAAACGCAGCGGCAGGCAACCGAGAGUCGUCAGGAGUAUAUUCCUGCCGCACCUUGUCCCCCUGGACCACAGGGCGUCACCCGUCCCAUGUUCGCCGGCACGGGUCCGAGGCCACCCGGCUUUCGUUACGGUGAAGGCGACCUGGUGCCUGGCGGCAGUCUCUCCCCAGGGGGCAUUCCUGGUGGUGGAAUGAUGCUUGACCCCAGUGCUUUUCAUGGCAGCGGCGUCAUGCCUGCCCGCUAUGACCCCAUGUUCCCUGGUGAUGUGCCAGAUGGACGCGGUCUGCGGGGCCCGGGUGGGGGCCGUGCGUUUCCUGGAGAGCCUGACCCAGACAACUUUACCCCGCCGGGAGGCCCAGCCUUUCGAAUGGGCUUUGGUCCAGGAAAAGCUGGAGGCGUUGGCGGCGUUGGAGGUGGAGUUCCCCCGCCAUUUCUGUAG
Molecule: messenger RNA, 996 nt
Organism: Trypanosoma conorhini
Lineage: Eukaryota; Euglenozoa; Kinetoplastea; Trypanosomatida; Trypanosomatidae
Exons: 1
Coding region: 1-996 (331 amino acids)
Source: RefSeq, a predicted model, not a curated record